CAGAGCUGAGAGUGAGCUACUGCUGAUCACGCAGAGCUCUGUGCUGCUGCUCCCUCCAUGAGUCUGGAUUAUAAAUAUGUAUUUUGUUAUUUCUGCCAUGAAGGCUCAGAUUGAAAUCAUCCCCUGUAAGAUCUGUGGAGAUAAAUCUUCAGGAAUCCACUAUGGCGUGAUUACAUGCGAGGGCUGCAAGGGUUUUUUCAGGCGAAGUCAGCAGAGUAACGCCAACUACUCGUGUCCCCGCCAGAAAAACUGUCCGAUCGACCGGACGAGCCGAAACCGCUGCCAACACUGUCGUCUGCAGAAAUGCCUGGCAGUAGGCAUGUCCCGAGACGCUGUAAAGUUUGGUCGCAUGUCUAAAAAGCAGCGGGACAGUUUGUACGCUGAGGUUCAGAAGCACCGCCUCCAGCAGCAGCAGCAGCAGGGACCCGUCCCGCCGUGCCCGAGCCUCGGCAGCCCCAGCCUGGCUGAGCCCGACUCCAUCUCCCCCCACUACGCCCUGUCUUCCACGGGCCUCACAGAGCUCCCAGAGGAGGUGGGAUACUACGUGGAGGAGAACACCCCCGACAGAGGAUGCCUGUCAUCCAGGGCAGAUUCAGGAGGAGGUGGAGGGUUCUACCUGGAUAUCCAGCCGUCUCCGGACCAGUCCGGGCUCGACAUCAAUGGAGUCAAACCGGAGCCGCUGUGCGACUAUGAGCAGAGCGACGGCUUUUUCCCAUACUGUUCCUUAAGCAACGGAGACACAUCUCCCACUGCGUCCAUGGCUGAACUCGAUCACUUGGACCAGAUCAUCUCCAAGUCUCACCUGGAAACGUGUCAGUACCUGAGGGAGGAGCUGCAGCAGAUGAGCUGGCAGAGCUUCCUGCAGGACGAGGUGGAGAAGUACCAGAGGAGGCCACGGGAGGUGAUGUGGCAGCUUUGCGCCGUUAAGCUCACGGAGGCCAUUCAGUAUGUGGUGGAGUUCGCAAAACGUAUUGACGGUUUCAUGGAUCUCUGCCAGAACGACCAGAUUGUGCUGCUGAAAGCUGGUUCUCUCGAGGUUAUUUUCGUACGAAUGUGUCGGAUGUUCGACUCACAGAACAACACGGUCUACUUUGACGGCAAAUUUGCAGGUCCUGAUGUCUUUAAAUCUCUGGGCUGCGACGACUUGAUUACGUCGGUGUUUGAUUUUGCUAAGAGCAUGUGUUCUCUGCGCCUGUCAGAGGAAGAACUCGCUCUCUUCUCAGCGUUUGUUCUGUUCUCUGCAGAUCGUUUUUGGCUUCAGGAGAAGCUGCAGGUGGAGAAGCUUCAGCAGAAGACAGAGUUGGCCCUGCAACACGUCCUUCAAAGGAAUCAGAGAGAGGACGGCGUUCUGGAUAAGCUCAGGUGUAAAGUGUCAGCGCUGCGUUCGCUGUGCAGUCGCCACACGGAGAAGCUGAGAGCCUUCAGAGCCGUUUACGCCGACACCAUUCGGACACACUUCCCUCCUCUCUAUAAGGAGCUCUUCGCAGCGGAUCUCGAACUAACCGUGCAAACCAGCAACUAAAAACCAGUCAUGAGCGCCGCAGACUCGACCAGCAUGGAGCUGCUGACCCAGAAGGACCGAGCCCGGUUUCCACGGACACCGAGGGAAUGCAAUGGUGACCCGUUGCAGUGUGGCGGCUGCACUUUCCCUGGACGCCUGAGAAACAGCGGAGAGGGACAGGGGGGCUCUAACUGAGGAGUUCCCAGCAAACUUCACCACAUUCAUAUCUGACUUUAGAAAGCACUUUCAGUAUCAAGCUGAAAGCGAGUCUCUGAUUUGGGCCCUGCUGCACCUCCGUCCUGCUCUCACAGUGGGCACCUGCAGGAUUAGUGGCUGCUAGUUACUGUAACGUUAACUAACCAAUAACCGGCAGGCAAGGACCAGGUUUACACAGGCGCGCCGACCAGCUUCACACACAACUCACAUGUGAAGGAAACGUAUGAGGCAGCUUCACUUAUCUCUGCUCGGCGCGCCGGCUGUGAAGAGGAGACUCCCUGAUGCGAUCAAAAGAUGAAAGUCAAAAUUGGAGUUCACUCAAAGUUCACACCAGGCUUCUGCAGGCCAAAGAUGAAUUUACAUCCACUCAUUUAUAUGUGCAUUUUACAUUUGUGCUUGGGGAAAAAAAGAAACUGUGAGAUAUUACUAAAUGCUUUCACAGUCAGCGGCGGAGGAUGCAGAUGCUGGAAACAUCAAACUUUUCUUGGAAUAACAUCAAAUUUAGGCCAAAAAGUUGUGCAACUAAACCCUUAUCAAAUAACUAGGUCAAAAAAAGAUGUUUUAUUAUGAUUAUAAUAAACUAUAAUGAAGUAGAAAAAUUGUCAACCACACUGCCAGGACAAAGUAUCAAAUAUAACCAGCUGGAUUCGGGUUUGGACUGAUUAAAAUGUUUGAGCUUCACCAACCAUGUUCAGUGAACCAUGUCCCCAGUUUGAGCUGCUUGGGUCAGCGAUCGAUCACUGCUGCCUUCACCAUUUCUCUACGUUUCAUUUCUUUGUUUGGUUCUGUUUGGGUUUCCUUUUUCCCAGCAUGCACUCAUGUUCGCUUCUUCUCAAGCUGUUUAACUGUGAAAGUCUCUUCUCCAGAUUUUCUUUUAACGGGAGCGUGCUUUAAAGUUUCUGCACGUCUGACUUGAUCCAUGAUGACGUUCAGACGUGUCGCCGCGACAGCACUUUCAAAGAAACUUCCCAGACUUGUGAAUGAUGGUGACUGAGUCGGUUUAGACUGAAACAAAAUCCAAAAAGGCUUCAAAUGUUUUUUGGUUUGUUAUCUAUUUAAUUUCAGUCCAGUAAUGGAGUUGGUAAUUAAAUAAAAAAGGCCAUUUGCACAGUUUGUUAGCAUAGUGGGUAAGUUACAGCUAGCACGUGUACACCACGCGGUUCACCGUUUUAACACGUCAACAACACGACAACCAGAACUGCACCCAAGGUCAAAGUUUAAAGCGAUUACAGUGUUCUUACAUGAUUCGCAGUGAAGCUGUCGCCUGAAUUCGAAUUCUGAUUCAGCCACCUUCGCAUAAUUAACCGGUUUAUUUCCAUCUUCACAGCUCCGCGGACGACGCGUAGGGGUGUAAAUUACAAGUUUCAUCAUGAUAUUAAGUGGAUUAACUGGAUGUCUGCUGACUCCAGGAGCCAGCGAUCAAUAUGAGACAAAAACAUUUGUCGAUUUUAUGCAUGACACUUCCAUUUCUAUCAAAUCCCAGCAGGUGACUACAAUAUCACUUCAUAUUUUUGAUUUUGGGUUCUACUAGGCAGUUAAAUGAGACUGAUGAUGCUGUCUGGACCAAAGCAGCACCAGUGAGUCUGCAUCGCCAUCUGGUGGCUUUGAUUCUGAAGCGCAACUUUCCUUUUGCCUGGGUUCUCCAUUUCUUUUUCUUUUCUUUUAAAACAAAUACUUAAAGGAGCUUGAGGCAGGAUUUAUGAAAAAAAUUUGUAUACGUUUUAAGUUUUCUAGUAAUAAUGUCAGAUGAAGCGUUCCAAACCAAAAAGAAUGAGCCCUCUAGUGUAUCUCUCCGUUGCCUUGAACAGGCUGUGUGCUGCAAAAUGUGCUGCAAUUCCGGACCGGAAUUUCCCGCGCUGUCCUGCUGAUGUGACGUCACAUGACGCUGCAUGCGCGUUCUCUGCGGCGCACGAGUAAAAUUGGAUACGCGUUUGAGUCAUGGAGGCAGCUUCAACUUGAAUUGGGACUGAAAACAGAUGCUGACAUGGCUCAUUUCCUACUGACCAGGUAAAAUAACAUUGUAAGUCAUAUUUAGACCUUGAUUUGAAAAUCACAUGAGAUUACACACGCGCUCCCGUACCAGCUUCGCUGUUGGCUGCAGGAACCCCGACGGUCGUCGUGGCGCCAAUGAGUCUCAUUUCUUAUUCUUGCCUCAUGCUCCAUUUAUGAUUGACUUUGUUCAGUUGGGUACAUGUUUAUUUAGUCCAUGCAGCAUCCUCCUACUGGAGACAAAAUAUAACAGAUUUAAAGUGGAUUUGAGCUGAUAAUCGAUUAUUGAGAUAAUCGUCGACAUGCUUGACUGAAAAAUGAAUAAUGAUAAGUAAAAGGUCACUGGAUUAGAAACUCUUUUGUUCCUCAUUAAAAACAUUUGGUCACGUUCAACCUGAAAACAACAGAAAUUCCCCUGGUGAAGCUGCGCGGGUUGAUAAACACCGCUGCAUGUGCUGUAUGUAGUCAUUUUUCCUCUUUUAAAUGGUUAUUUUUUGUAAUGAUGGGUGGCGGCCCAGAUAUCGUGACCUCUGCAUGUCCUGAGCUCUGAGGAUGCUGACCCCUGUCAUGCUCCAGCUCAACUUUGUUGUUCCGGCUUUGUGACUUUUAUUCCUACAAAAGUAAGUCACCAAGCAUUUUUCUGGGAAUUAAACAUUCCCGACUGCCCUGCAGUUUGGUUCUUCUCACAGCAAGCUAUCUUCAAAAAUUGUACACGUUUUAAAAUUCUGCGGUAAACUUCCAUCCAUCCUGGUUUCCAUCCGUCCUGUUUUAUUCCCAUUUGGGGUCAUAGGGGUAGGCUGGAGUCCUGCAGGGGUCUUCAGGGGUCCAUCGCAGGGUCGAGUACAUUCGAAUAACCACAACAUGUUUUUGGGUUGUGAGAGGAAGCCGGAGCAACCAGAGAGAACCCAGGAAAACACGGGGGGAGCAUACAAACGUCACGCAUAGAAAAGGGUCCUAGCGGGAUUUAAUCCUGGAACGUUCCCGCUGUGAGUCAACAGCUCUGACCGCCAGGAUGUCAAAUUGAUUUAUAAAAAUGAUUUUACAGCCAGGAAAGCAGAGACUGAAAUACACAAAACGCACUUAAUGUUUAGAUGUAGGGACCCUUUAAACUGGAGGAAGUGGUUUACGACCCACCCGACCCUAAAUGUUCACUGUUGACUGGUCAGGAUCCGGUUAGAGGCCUCAGCUUCUGUUCUUCCGCAGGUGAGCUGUUCAGAUUUGUAGAGGUUCGUAGUGGGACAUCACAUUUCACAAAGACUUCCGGAAAUGGUGAAAGUUUGAAAAAAAAUAAAUCUUUUCUUUAAUAAUUUGCACUAAGUCGUACAGCUGUUGUUAAUCACAAAAACAGAAUGUGUAUCUUCUAAAUAAGUUUAAACUGUAAUUUCUACCUUUGAAACAACAAAAAUGUCAGUUUUUCUGCUCUCUGGUGGAGAUCAGCUCGGCCAGAACGAAUAACUGCUCACUUGUCUCCUGGAAUCCAGAUAAAACCUUUAAAACUCAGUGAUGAACAUCAGGCACUUUCAAUCCAAGAACUUUACUUCUUCCAUUUAUUUUUUUACACCAAAUCGAGUCGACCCUUUGUGGGUAAAUCUGAGUAAUUUAGAAUAAAAUAUCAGAUCGUUUAAGGAAACCGGCUGGAAAACAUGGUAAAAAAUAACUCCACAUUCUGAUUUAUUAAAUAAUAAAAUGAUAAAAAUGUAAGAACUCAAAGGCAUGCAAGAGUGCAGAAAUGUAGACAUUUAUCUUUCAUAUUGCUGCUUAACAUUUCAAAGCAUUUGAUCAUUUGUGGUUUCAGGCUGGUUCUUUUUUGGGGGGGAAAUCUGGGAUUUGCAACCACAGACUUUCCUCCACUUUUCUCGUUUUCUUGUAGCUCAGGGCAGCAAAGUCAGCAGCUGCCUGCUAAUACUGCUCUCAUUUUGUUGAGAGUUUAAUGUUUCAUAGACAGUAAUCUUCAUUUAAACAUAUCUCUUCUGUGGGCCAGCCCAGACCCCCCGGGGGCAGCAACCGUCCAUUUUUGAGCAGAUACUGACUUUAGCCAUAUCUGAAUGUCAAGCAAUAAUGUAAAUGUUUUUUAAUCAUUGACACUUGUGUAUAGUUUUAUAAAUAUGGCAUGUCAACACAUUCUGAUGAUUGAUGGAUUAAAUCAGUGAUUUCUCCUUUGAAUUGUGUUUCAUUGUUUACUGUAAACGACACAUUUUCUCAUUAUUUCAGUAUUUGUUCUGUAAAUAACCUCAUAAAUUAUAUUGUACAGACCCCAAACCUUUUAUAUGUUAACGAUUAUGUGUCAAACUGUAUUAUAUGUGGUUGAUAUGAUGGUGACAGAACCAUUUUUUUGUUCAUGUGGUGCAGGUUCGGGUGUUUAUUUUGCAGAUUAAACUACACGUGUUUGUUCUAAACAUCACGAUAAAGAAAAGAACCAGGUUUUAAAGGAACAUCCUUGAGUUUAAACAAGUCUUGUUAUUAGAUGGUUGUUAGCCCUCAAAACGAUGUGUAUCAAAGCAAAUUUCAAUGAGAAGGUAAUGUUUGUUUGCAGUAGCAUACAUUAAAAUGAAGUAAAAUUAACAAACAAUUAAAGGAGCUGUAUGUAAGAGCAAUAAUAAAACGAAUCAUAAAAUGACCCCGAUAUGUCAACAGACAUUUAAAAAUCAUGUUAUUUCAAAUACUUAUGUCACUGACAACAGCACUCAAGCCAGGAUAUUCCAGUUUAAAAAGAGGAGUUGCAGCCCUCAACUGAUGUUUAUGUUGUCAUUUUUUGUUUUGGCCUGAAGCUCCACCCUCCACCUAUCUCCCAAUCACCAAGUCAGUAUUGUUUCUGAAGCUCCACCCUCCACCUAUCUCCCAAUCACCAAGUCAGUAUUGUUUCUGAAGCUCCACCCUCCACCUAUCUCCCAAUCACCAAGUUAGUAUUGUUUCUGAAGCUCCACCCUCCACCUAUCUCCCAAUCACCAAGUCAGUAUUGUUUCUGAAGCUCCACCCUCCACCUAUCUCCCAAUCACCAAGUCAGUAUUGUUUCUGAAGCUCCACCCUCCACCUAUCUCCCAAUCACCAAGUCAGUAUUGUUUCUGAAGCUCCACCCUCCACCUAUCUCCCAAUCACCAAGUCAGUAUUGUUUCGGCAUCCGGGUUGCCAGCUCGGCUCUAAUUAUCGCAGCCAUGGCAGCCUACGUUCCUGCUGCAUUCUGCAGCCUACCUGGCAACCUCUG
Cololabis saira (Pacific saury) is the source of this 6908-nucleotide messenger RNA. RefSeq names its product nuclear receptor ROR-alpha A-like. NCBI's taxonomy places the organism in Eukaryota, Metazoa, Chordata, Actinopteri, Beloniformes, Belonidae. Gene Ontology annotation, cellular component: nucleus. Gene Ontology annotation, molecular function: zinc ion binding; RNA polymerase II cis-regulatory region sequence-specific DNA binding; nuclear receptor activity. The transcript is spliced from 11 exons. The coding region runs from base 77 to 1522 and encodes 481 amino acids. The record is from RefSeq and is a predicted model, not a curated record. Gene Ontology annotation, biological process: regulation of transcription by RNA polymerase II.